AUGAGUUUACCAUUAGAAUAUGAAGUCACCUUGCCAGAUGGCAAAAAGUUCAACCAGCCAUCGGGGUUAUUCAUUAAUAAUGAAUUCGUUAAAUCCAAGCAAGGCAAGACAUUGGAAUCUAUAAAUCCAGCAACUGGAGAAGUCAAUGGAAGUGUAUACGCGGCGACUGAGGAAGAUGUAGAUAUUGCGGUGAAAGCAGCAAGGGCUGCUUUCCCUGCUUGGAAAAAAGUUACUGGUGUCGAAAGAGGUGAUCUUCUUUUUAAAGUUGCAUCGUUCUUAGAAAGAGAUCGUGAAUUAUUAGGUUCCAUUGAAGCUUGGGAUUCUGGUAAAGCCAGAGAUAGUAAUGCAGUUUAUGAUAUUGAUGAGGCGAUCUCUUGCUGCAAGUAUUACGCAGGAUGGGCUGAUAAAAUACAAGGUAAGGUAAUCCAAAAUGAUCCAAAGAAGCUCGCUUACACCGUUCAUGAACCAUAUGGUGUUUGUGGCCAAAUUAUUCCUUGGAAUUAUCCAAUUGCUAUGGCUGCAUGGAAGUUGUUUCCAGCUUUGGCUGCAGGUAAUGUUGUUGUUUUAAAAACUUCUGAGAUCACUCCAUUAUCACUCUUAGUUGUCGUCAAAUACUUCAAAGAAGCUGGAUUCCCUGCUGGUGUUGUCAAUGUUUUAUCAGGUUAUGGUAGAGACUGUGGAAAUGCUUUGGCGUCUCACUUGGGAGUGGACAAGAUUGCGUUUACUGGUUCUACUGCUACUGGUAAGAUGGUCCAAAAGGCUGCUGCUUCUAAUAUGAAAGCCGUCACUUUGGAGUGUGGUGGUAAGUCACCAUUAAUUAUCAGGGAGGACGCUGACUUAGAUCAGGCAUCUAAAUGGGCAGCUGUUGGUAUCAUGUACAACCAGGGUCAAGUUUGUACUUCUACAUCUAGAGUUUAUGUCCAUGAAAAAAUCUAUGACGAAUUUUUGAAAAUAUUUGCAGACCAUGUUAAGAAAGAAUACAAACAGGGUUCUAUGUUUGACUCUGAUGCUGUCGUCGGACCUCAAGUCUCUCAACGUCAGUUUGAAACUAUUUUGAAUUAUAUUGAUAUCGGUAAAAAAGAAGGUGCUAGGGUUGUUUUAGGUGGAGAGAGAAAUGACUCGUCUGAUUUGUCCAAAGGUUUUUUCAUCAAACCAACUAUAUUCGCUGAUGUUCAGCCUGAGAUGAGAAUUGUCAAUGAGGAGAUUUUCGGUCCUGUCGUCAGUGUUGGCAAAUUUUCGACCGACGAUGAAGUCCUUAAAUACGCUAAUGCUACCCAGUAUGGUUUAGGUGCUGCAAUUUUCACCAAGGAUAUAACCAAGGCGCACCAAAUGGCUUCGGAUAUUGAAGCUGGAAUGGUUUGGAUCAACUCUUCCAAUGAUUCUGACGUCCACAUUCCUUUCGGAGGUGUUAAAUUAAGUGGUGUUGGAAGAGAAUUAGGUGAAUAUGGUUUAUCAACGUACACACAAGCAAAGGCUAUUCAUGUUAAUUUAGGGUCUGUUUUGUAG
Messenger RNA from Priceomyces carsonii, 1506 nucleotides. RefSeq lists its product as uncharacterized. Gene Ontology annotation, biological process: polyamine catabolic process. Gene Ontology annotation, molecular function: aldehyde dehydrogenase (NAD+) activity. Lineage: Eukaryota; Fungi; Ascomycota; Pichiomycetes; Serinales; Debaryomycetaceae. The transcript has a single exon. The record is from RefSeq and is a predicted model, not a curated record. Bases 1 to 1506 code for a protein of 501 amino acids.